AGCAUUUCAGUGAAGAAGCUGAAAAUAAAAAAUAAAAAUAAACUUUCCAAUUCUACCCCUCUCACCUCCAUUUCCAUCAACAUGUCUGCCAUUGUAGGGUUUAUGGUGGUUCUGGUUUCAUUCUUGGGUUCGGUUAAGUCAGCUAGAUUUGAUGAGCUUUAUCAGCCGUCAUGGGCUCUCGACCACAUCAUCUACGAAGGAGACCUUCUUAAGCUCAAGCUUGACAACUCUUCCGGAGCUGGGUUUCAGUCCAAAAGCAAAUACUUGUUCGGCAAAGUGAGUAUACAGAUUAAGCUUGUGGAGGGUGAUUCUGCUGGAACUGUUACAGCUUUCUAUAUGUCAUCAGAGGGUCCAUAUCACAAUGAGUUCGAUUUUGAGUUCCUGGGUAACACAACGGGCGAACCGUAUCUGAUUCAAACCAACAUUUAUGUUAAUGGAGUUGGCAACCGGGAACAAAGACUCGGUCUUUGGUUCGAUCCAACCAAGGAUUUCCACUCUUACGCCAUUCUCUGGAACCAGCACCAAGUCGUAUUUCUAGUGGACGAGACACCGAUCAGAUUGCAUACAAAUAUGGAAAACAAAGGAAUAUCAUUCCCAAAAGACCAACCAAUGGGAGUAUACAGCUCAAUAUGGAAUGCAGACGACUGGGCUACACAGGGAGGACGUGUGAAAACAGACUGGAGCCAUGCACCAUUCAUAGCAUCAUACAAGGGUUUUGAGAUCGAUGCGUGUGAGUGUCCAGUGUCAGUUGCAGCAGAUGAUAAUGCCAAGAAAUGCAGCAGCAGUAAUGGCGAGAAGAAGUACUGGUGGGAUGAACCAACGGUGGCCGAGCUGAAUGUGCACCAGAGUCAUCAGCUCUUGUGGGUUAAGGCUAACCAUAUGGUGUAUGACUAUUGCUCUGACACUGCUCGGUUUCCUGCUACUCCAGCUGAGUGUCUGCACCACCGUCACUAAACGUCAUGGCGUAUGGUUUAGUUUUGUAUAAAACGAAUGAUGGGGUCAUGGGGAUUGAAGAAAAAGAUGUAAUAUAAACAUGUGCUCCAUGUUUCAUAUUUUGGCCGCUACUUUAGAUUGUAAGAUAUUUAUUUAGAGUCAAAUUUAUGAAUUUGUUCUUUCCUUCCACUA
Molecule: messenger RNA, 1125 nt
Organism: Mercurialis annua (annual mercury)
Lineage: Eukaryota; Viridiplantae; Streptophyta; Magnoliopsida; Malpighiales; Euphorbiaceae
Product: xyloglucan endotransglucosylase protein 6
Exons: 4
Coding region: 82-954 (290 amino acids)
Biological process (GO): xyloglucan metabolic process; cell wall biogenesis
Cellular component (GO): cell wall; apoplast
Molecular function (GO): hydrolase activity, hydrolyzing O-glycosyl compounds; xyloglucan:xyloglucosyl transferase activity
Source: RefSeq, a predicted model, not a curated record